UGUUGUAUUGUGGGAUUUGCAUUUUCACAAUUCUGGAGCCCCAACUAGGAGGGCGAUCCCCAGGCCAGAGAAUACGAUUUUAAGUUGUUAUUUCAGUUGUCCAUGGAGGAGAUUAAAAGAGAAGCUUUACUUUGCCCUUUUGCAGAACUUUGAGAAUCUCUUGAAUGACAGUCCAUUAGAGAAGUAUUGAGGGAUUGACCUGCACAAAGCGACCACCUUAAGGGUUCUCUUCAGGUUCUGCAGCGUGAAGCUGUGGGGCAGAGGCUCGGCCAUGGACCCACUCUCAGAGCUGCAGGACGACCUGACUUUGGAUGACGCCAGCCAGGCUCUGAACCAGCUGAAGCUAGCCUCCAUUGAUGAGAAGAACUGGCCCUCAGACGAAAUGCCCGACUUUCCCAAGUCAGACGACUCCAAAAGCAGCUCCCCGGAGCCUGUCACACACCUGAAGUGGGAUGACCCUUACUACGACAUUGCCCGGCACCAGAUUGUGGAGGUGGCAGGGUGCGAUGAGCCUGAGGGGGCCCAGCCAGGAGAUGACAAGUAUGGGCGGAAGAUCAUUGUGUUUAGUGCCUGCCGAAUGCCCCCGAGCCACCAGCUGGACCAUAGCAAGCUCCUGGGAUACCUGAAGCACACCCUGGACCAGUAUGUGGAGAGCGACUACACGCUGCUCUACCUGCACCAUGGCCUGACCAGCGACAACAAGCCCUCCCUCAGCUGGCUCCGGGACGCCUACCGGGAGUUUGACCGCAAGUGGGUUAGGGCCUCGGAGGAGCUCCAGGGCCCGGGGUCCAGCAGCUCUGCCGGGUACAAGAAGAAUAUCAAGGCUCUGUACAUCGUGCACCCCACCAUGUUCAUCAAGACCCUGCUCAUCCUCUUCAAGCCCAUCAUUAGCUUCAAGUUUGGGCAGAAGAUCUUCUAUGUGAAUUACCUGAGUGAGCUGAGCGAGCAUGUGAAGCUGGAGCAACUGGGGAUCCCUCGCCAAGUGCUCAAGUAUGAUGACUUCCUCAAAUCCACCCAGAAGAGCCCCGCGACAGCCCCCAAGCCCAUGCCGCCGCGGCCCCCUCUGCCCAACCAGCAGUUCGGGGUCUCCUUGCAGCACCUCCGGGAGAAGAACCCAGAGCAGGAGCCCAUUCCGCUCGUGCUGCGGGAGACCGUUACCUACCUACAGGCCCACGCUCUCACCACUGAGGGGAUUUUCCGGAGGUCGGCCAACACCCAAGUUGUACGGGAAGUGCAACAGAAGUACAACAUGGGGCUGCCUGUGGACUUCGACCAGUACAAUGAGUUGCACCUGCCAGCGGUCAUUCUCAAGACCUUCCUCCGGGAGCUUCCUGAGCCCCUGCUCACCUUUGACCUCUACUCCCACGUUGUGGGCUUCCUCAACAUUGAUGAGAGCCAGAGAGUGGAGGCCACGCUGCAGGCCUUCCAGAUGCUGCCCGAGGAGAACUACCUGGUGCUGCGUUUCCUCACUGCCUUCCUGGUGCAGAUUUCUGCCCUCUGUGACCAGAACAAGAUGACCAACACCAACCUGGCUGUUGUCUUCGGCCCUAACCUGCUGUGGGCCAAGGAUGCUGCCAUCACCCUCAAGGCCAUUAAUCCCAUCAAUACCUUCACCAAGUUCCUCCUGGAUCAUCAAGGGGAGCUGUUUCAGCCCUGACUCCAAGGGGCUCUGAGCCCAGCCCCUGCCCCACCCGCCCCCUUCUCUGAUAGCCCCGGUUUGGACUCUUCCUCUUGGCUUCAGCCUUACGGGAGCCCAGGGCUCCUGCCCAGAAAGGGGCUGUGAGCCCCCUGGAGACAGAAGCUGGAGCCAGCCAA
Molecule: messenger RNA, 1815 nt
Organism: Lagenorhynchus albirostris (white-beaked dolphin)
Lineage: Eukaryota; Metazoa; Chordata; Mammalia; Artiodactyla; Delphinidae
Gene: ARHGAP1
Product: Rho GTPase activating protein 1
Exons: 14
Coding region: 272-1657 (461 amino acids)
Biological process (GO): small GTPase-mediated signal transduction; negative regulation of endocytic recycling
Cellular component (GO): cytoplasm
Molecular function (GO): GTPase activator activity
Source: RefSeq, a predicted model, not a curated record